AUGAAUAUUUCUGUCGAUUUCGCCAAUCGUGAUCUUACUGAGGCUGACGUUACAGAAGUAGAUCAAGAGUUUAUUGAUGCUUUGGUUGAAAUCGAAGGUCAGAAAGAAUUUCCUUACACGAAAUGUGAUAAAAUAUGUAAAUCAAAAGGUGGACUAACGAGACAUAGCGACUCAAAACAUAGAGGCGAAAGUGUUGAUUCGGGUACACGUGUAAACACAGGUCUUUGUCAAGCUACAACGGCUUCGAUUGUGGAAACAAUAAAAAACAAUAUAAUGCAAGAAAAUAUAUAUGGCGAUGAAAUAAACACUAGCUUAAAAACGGUAUCAGCGGGUAAAGCUUUGUUCAAAGCUAUAUUGCCAUUGUAUAAGACAUUUAUUACCAAGAAAAAUCAAGACAAGCUGCUCGAGGAUUUCUAUGGCUUAAUACCGAGAUCAUGCGAAUUGUUGAACUGUGGAGACUUCAUGCAUAGUAGCAAACCUAAUUAUGAUUCACAUUCCAGAUCAUUUAGUUGGCUUUUAUAACAUGUUAUAGGAGAAUUAAAGGAGAAUCUAGCCCUGCUGCUGAACAAGCUAUCAAAAUCAAUGUUUCCUAUGUUGGUGGGUAUGUUGGUGGGUAUGUUGUUUCACAACUGUUCAAAAGGAACAAAGGAAAGUCUAGCCCACAAAACGAGGAACUUCAAGUAUUACUGCAGAAUAUGAAAUCUGCAGAGUCGCACAGUUUCAUAUCAGCCCGGAUAUAUAAGAUCAGAGAAAAGGAAGUGAAAAAAAGGGCACUUAGAAAGGACAUGAAACAAAAAUCAAAUGAACU
This is a messenger RNA of Paramuricea clavata, 808 nucleotides long. NCBI's taxonomy places the organism in Eukaryota, Metazoa, Cnidaria, Anthozoa, Malacalcyonacea, Plexauridae. The record is from the annotation of a GenBank genome assembly.